This is a messenger RNA of Tachyglossus aculeatus (Australian echidna), 2150 nucleotides long. It is a transcript of the gene PLPBP, whose product is annotated as pyridoxal phosphate binding protein. Gene Ontology annotation, cellular component: intracellular anatomical structure. Lineage: Eukaryota; Metazoa; Chordata; Mammalia; Monotremata; Tachyglossidae. The record is from RefSeq and is a predicted model, not a curated record. The transcript has 8 exons. Gene Ontology annotation, molecular function: pyridoxal phosphate binding. The coding region runs from base 1 to 813 and encodes 270 amino acids.
AUGAGGAGGCUCGGCGCCAUGGCGGGGGAGCCGGGCGUCGGGCUGGCGCUGAGGGCCGUGGCCGAGCGGGUGCAGCAGGCCAAGGCGAGGAGGCCGCAGGACCUCCCUGCCAUCCAGCCCCGGCUAGUGGCUGUCAGUAAAACCAAGCCCGUUGGUAUGGUGAUUGAGGCAUAUACUCAUGGACAACGCAGCUUUGGGGAAAACUAUGUUCAGGAGCUGUUAGAAAAGGCAUCUAAUGCUAAAAUCCUGUCAUCUUGUCCUGAGAUUAAAUGGCAUUUUAUUGGCCACCUGCAAAAGCACAACGUCAACAAACUGAUGGCCGUCCCUAACCUCUUCAUGCUGGAAACAGUGGAUUCUGUGAAGCUGGCGGAUAGAGUGAACAGCUCCUGGCAGAAGAAAGGCUCGCCCGAGAGGUUGAAGGUCAUGGUGCAGAUUAACACCAGUGGAGAAGAGAGUAAACAUGGUCUUCUGCCUGCAGACACAGUGGCCACAGUGGAGCACAUAAAUACCAAGUGUCCCAGCCUGGAGUUCGUGGGGCUGAUGACAAUAGGGAGCUUUGGACAUGACCUCAGUCAGGGACCAAACCCGGACUUCCAGAUGCUGGUGUCCCUCCGGAAGGAGCUAUGUGAGAAACUGAACAUGUCCACUGACAGCGUGGAGCUGAGCAUGGGCAUGUCCAUGGAUUUCCAGCAUGCAAUCGAGAUGGGGUCCACGAACGUCCGGAUCGGAAGCACCAUUUUUGGAGAACGAGAUUAUGCAAAGAAAUCCACCGUGGACACGAAAGCCAAAGAGGGAAUGGCACAGGAGCCCUGAGCCAACAAACGAGAAAAGCACUUUUUUCAGGUGCCAACCUGGAAACCUCAUCGCAGGAGACUUAACUAUGCACUAACCCAGAUUUUAAUUUCCGGAUCCCUUUGUUCGAGCACUGAAAUGCUCCUCUUUGGGGAAAGGACCUGGCCAGAGGGUGCUAGUGACGAUUGUCUGCGUGGGUGGGAGUCGCCCUCACUUUAGUGCCCCGACUGCAUUACGUAGGCUCGUCUAGAGCCGUGCCUCUGGAACCCCCCAGAUUUGAAGAAUCCAGACUCUGCAGCGCAGAAGGUUCAGAAAUCCGAGCAAGGAAGCCAGAUUUCCUCCAGAAUCCAGCCCAGCAGCACCGGCUAAUCAGGAGCAUAUUUUCCAGGCUAACACGUGUUCCCUGGCCCCCAUGUUCCCUGCUUUCACGUGUCUCCUAAUAGCCUCUCACCUUUCUUGGGGCUUCCAAGGCUUCUCGGUGACUAUGCAUUUAAAAGAAGCGCCUGCAGAGCGUUGCGCUUCCUGCCUCGGAAGAAGAGAUAGGUGGUUGUCUGCUGCUCUUCCUCCCAUCCCAUCCUCCCCGCAAGCAUGACCAAAAUGGUCUCUGCACCCUCUCCCUGGGGCAGCUGAUACAGGAUGACACUCAGCGGUUAAAGCCACUCACCCAAGAAGUGUCUUCAUCUAGGCCUGCCCCCAGGGAAGGACUCUGAUAGGCGGCAGGCCCGUGGGGAUUGGAUCCGUGCACUGGCCCAUCUUUUCUGGAAUUGCAUUAAAACAGCUAUUCUGGUUGGCAGUCUUGCAUCUUUUUCCCCUGGAUCAGGCUGCACCCUAUGGGGUGGUAUUUGAGCUCAGCAAUAAAUCUGCAAAUCUCAGUGGUUCUUCUGAAAUGGAGAGAAAACCCUUCAGAGCCAAUCCAAGAAGUCUGUCUGUGAGGGAUCACUCUCUGGGGUUCGUUUUCCUUGCAGAGCAUUUGGCUGCUGAGACAAAUAUAGGCAGUUGCUCUCGAAAUCCAAAUUUUACCUGUCUCCCUAUUUGCCUGCUCAGAAAGCAGGAAAGAGUAGAGAAUUACACAGAAAGAGCAUUUGCCGAUUCAUGACAAAAGGCUUCGAGUGUGCGUUGUUUUUUGGGUUUCUAUUUUUAGCGGCUUCGCCCCUCCGUCAUGCAAGCACUGGACGAAGUUUUAUGAAGUAACUUCCUGAACAUAGUGCUGAAUGUAACUUUGAAACUCAAUAUUAUGUCUGCCUUCUUUUAAUCAGAGUUGUACAGUAUGAUAUUUCAUAGUCUAAGUUAAUGUGUUUGAAUAAUACCAUCUGUGCCAAUUACAAAACAAUUAAAAGAUGUAAUUUUUUUACGUUCAA